Molecule: messenger RNA, 587 nt
Organism: Paramecium sonneborni
Lineage: Eukaryota; Ciliophora; Oligohymenophorea; Peniculida; Parameciidae
Source: the annotation of a GenBank genome assembly
UUAAUUUUGAUGACCGAUAAAAGAAUAGACAAAUAUAUUUUUAAUGUAAAGGAUAGAAUUGGAUAAGGAUCUUAUGCUGAGGUUUUUAAAGGAACAAAUGAGAAAACUGGAGAAAAAGUAGCAAUCAAAAUGUUAAGUAAAUCUGUAAUAAAUGCGUAAUUUUAUCUAUUUAUGUAUUUAGAGAUGAUUAUCUCAGAGAUGGAUUGAUUUAGGAAAUAAAAAUUAUGCAAAAAUUAAAAAGUCCCAAUAUCGUCUAAUUACUAGAUGUAAUGGAAACAAACAAUAAUUAUUAUAUUGUUUAAGAAUACUGUGAUGGAGGAGAUUUUGAUGAGUAUGAUUAUGUUAUUUUACUUUAAGACUUCUUAAAAAAAAGAAGUUACUUCCAGAAAAAGACGCAAUCAAAUUCUUAAUUGAUGUAUUAAAUGGAUUUACACAAUUAAUAAAAAAUGGUAUAAUUCAUAGAGAUUUGAAACCUGCAAAUAUUUUAAUAGACAAACAAGUAAGUUAAUUAAUUUAUGAAGACUUACAAAUUAGCAGAUUUUGGAUUUGCAAAAUGUGUAGAUAAUUUUAAAAANCUAAGAAGUUGA